AGUACAAUUGACCCCAAAUAUGUCAGAGAAUCGAUUCUUGGGAACCAUCUCAACCUCGUCCAUCCGAAACCUCCUCCCCAAAUCUCUCUCCACUAAUCGCAAGAUGAACUCAUCUCGCUCGAAAUUGAACCCUAUGGACUGCGGCGAAAACAUCCCCCCAAUCGAUCCAAACGUACAGUUCGAAAACGGUCCAGUCUCCCCUUCAAUCGCCAAAAUACCCCUAUCAAAACCACAAAUUUCACAACUAGAAACCACCAGAUCUGUUGCUCAUACAGAAGUUAUAUUACCUCCGUCAGAUCCACCUGUCAAGGUUGUAGUAAGGAUUAGACCAGCUAACGGUCACGAAAGAGAAGGGGAUCGGUUGGUUACGAAGGUCUCUGACAAUUCUGUAACCGUUGGAGAUAGAAAGUUUGCCUUUGAUUCAGUUCUCGACUCGAAAUCAAAUCAGGAGGAUGUGUUUCAGCUAGUUGGAGUUCCAUUAGUUAAAAAUGCUUUAGCGGGUUACAAUACAUCCAUCUUGGCAUAUGGACAGACUGGAAGUGGCAAAACUUACACGAUGUGGGGUCCGCAAAGUGCGAUGGUUGAGGCUCAGGCAACCAACAGUGACCAAGGCAUUGUUCCACGCAUCUUCCAAAUGCUGUUCUCUGAGAUUCAGCGAGAACAAGAUAACUCAGAAGGUAAACAGAUCAAUUACCAGUGCCGCUGUUCAUUUCUCGAGAUAUACAAUGACCAAAUUGGGGACUUACUUGAUCCCACCCAAAGAAAUCUAGAGAUAAAGGAUGAUGCUAAACAUGGAUUUUAUGUGGAGAAUUUGACGGAGGAGUACGUUACUAGUUAUGAGGAUAUAACCCAAGUUUUAAUUAAGGGGCUUUCAAGCAGGAAGUUAGGAGCAACAAGCAUAAAUGCAAAAAGUUCAAGAUCCCAUAUUGUGUUUUCAUGCGUCAUUGAUUCAUGGUGCAAGGGAACAUCAGCAAAAUGUUUUGGUAGUUCAAAGACAAGCAGAAUCAGUCUUGUAGAUCUUGCGGGGCUGGAGAGAAAUAAACUUGACGAUGAUAGGCAGUGUGCAAGGGAGGAGAAAAAUGUGAAAAAGUCUCUAUCACAUUUGGGGCACUUGGUGAAUAUCCUAGCUGAAGGUACUCAGUCAGGAAAACCUCAGGAGGUUUCUUACAGAAGCUCGAGUUUAACACAUUUGUUGAAGGAAUCACUUGGCGGAAAUGUCAAACUUGCAGUUAUAUGUGCCAUCUCUCCAGAUAGCAAGAGUAGCUGUGAGACAUUAAGCACACUCAGAUUUGGGCAGCGAGUAAAAUCCGUACAUAAUGAGCCAGUUAUAAAUGAGAUAUCAGAGGAUGAUGUCAAUGACCUGAGUGACCAAAUUCGUCAACUGAAGGAAGAACUUAUAAGAGCCAAGUCAAAUGUAUCUAAUUCAGUUGGAAUCAACAUCCGGAAUUCUAAAGGUCGAAGUGUACGUGAAAGCGUGAAUCAGUUGAGAUUGAGCCUUAAUCGCUCGUUGAUUUUACCCCGCAUAGAUGAUGACCUCAAGGAGGAAGUAAAUGUCAAUGAGGAUGAUGUGAGAGAACUACGUCUUCAGAUAGACAAUUUGCACAGCUCUGAUGAAGACAUUUUAAAAGACUCGUAUGAAAACAGUAACAGCAUUCAGUUUUCUUGUGUCGAAGAAGGUUCCGACACAGACCUGACAAGUGAACAAUAUGGAAGUUGUCCAGAGGAAAUUGAGAUUGAUAGCAUUGCAUCUGUUGAUAGCAAUGCAAGGACCAUUGAUACUUCCUUCAAGAGUAAUAGGAAAAGCAUAGGACUCCAGGAACCAAUGUUAUCUGAGUCUCCGAAAAUCAACAGCAAUAGGAAAAGCGUAACUUUUGCAUCGGUUCAUCUGGAGAGUCAGAACAUUGUUUCAGAUAGUUCCAAGUUUGAUUCAGAUGCAUUACGACAGUCACUCAGACCUAGCGAUCACAUACGAUCCUCUUUGCGGUCAAGCAAGAUAUUUCCGGGACCCACAGAAUCCCUGGCCGCUAGCCUUCAUAGAGGCUUAGAGAUUAUUGACUAUCACCAGCGGAAUUCAGCAUCUAGUACACCUGAUGUUGCAUUCUCUUUCGAGCACUUAGCUUUGCAGUCAUCUCAAACGGUUGACAAAGCCAAUGCUUCCUUUUUAUGUGCGUCAUGUGGGAACAAAAAUGGAUCAACUGUGCAAGAUGUUGGAAAAGAUUUGACAGAAGCCAUCAGGAGAGAAAAGGAGCUGAAAAACAUUUGCAUGGAACAAGCAGCCAAAAUUGAGCAGCUAAAUCUUCUGGUAGAGCAAUACAAACAUCACAAUCAACAGGAUAUUAUCCCCAACGAUAGUACUACACUUGAUUGUGAAGACUUGGAGAACACGAUAGUGCGAAUUGACGAAGUCAAACAUGAAAAUUCUCAUGUACCUGAGGGUGAAAGGAAGCUUUUGAAAUGGGAUGAUAGUGAGAAUUCUGAGAGAGAGAUCAUAAAUGAAAAAUGUGAAAUAAAAGAAGUCACAGACAGCAAGUACAAGAACACAUCUUUUGAUAUUAGUGAGAAGGAAGCACUUCUCAAUGAAAUUCAAACCUUAAGGAGCCAGUUGCAGUCAUUUACAGAUGGGUCUCCUAAAAUGUCUUCUGAGAGAGUGAGAUCCUCUUCGUUGUUGUUGCAAUCAAUUCAACUGAGGAAGAGUGGUGCCUCUUCUUUGUUGUCACAAUCCAUCAGGAAAAGUGGUACAUUCGCUCAAGGUUGCAACAGUGAGGAGGAACUUGAGAAAGAAAGACAAAGGUGGAUGGAAAUGGAAAGUGAAUGGAUUUCUUUGACUGACGAGUUGAGAAUCGAUCUUGAGUCCAACCGCCGACGUGCAGAAAAGGUGGAGAUGGAGCUGAGGUUAGAAAAGAAGUGCACGGAGGAAUUGGAUGAUGUAGUUCAUAGAUCUGUCCUCGGGCAUGCUAGAAUGGUCGAGCACUAUUCAGAACUACAGGAGAAGUACAAUGAUUUGGUUGGAAAGCACCGGCUGAUUAUGCAAGGGAUAGCGGAGGUGAAAAGGGCAGCUGCGAAAGCAGGUGCUAAGGGUCAUGGCUCUCGUUUUUCCAAGUCCUUGGCAGCGGAGCUUUCAGUCCUUAGAGUGGAAAGGGCACGGGAAUUGGAAUUUCUGAAAAAGGAAAACAAAAGCCUCAAAGUUCAACUUAGGGACACUGCCGAAGCUGUUCACGCUGCUGGAGAGCUCCUUGUUAGGCUGAGAGAAGCUGAAGCAGCAGCUUCAGUGGCAGAGGAGAAUUUCACAAGGGUUCAGGAAGACAAUGACAAGCUAAGAAAGCAAGUGGAAAAACUGAAAAGGAAGCACAAGAUGGAAAUGAUCACCAUGAAACAGUACCUUGCAGAGAGCCGAUUGCCAGAAUCUGCGUUGCGGCCUUUAUAUAGGGAGGAUUCUGACAAUACCGCCACCUCGCUCCACGAUGAUGACCAGGCAUGGAGAGCUGAAUUCGGAGCAAUAUAUCAAGAUCACUACUGAGGUGAUGGCAAAUGUUCCGGAUUUUAGUGGCUACCAUUGUUUGAAUAGUUGCGGCUUGCGUUAGACCCUACUUGGGUCGACCCAACCACACUCUUGGCCUUCUCUAUUUACUCCUGUUUUUUUCUUCUUCAUAUGCUUUAUUUGAUGUGGAUCAUUUGAUAGAAAGCUCUUCUUUUUUUCUUUUUGUGGUUUGUUGGAGAAGUGCUUUCUUUCUUCAUCCAUUUGUUGUGAUAAUAAAGACGUAUUGCAGUGGUUAUCUCUAAUGAGUAUUUCUUGAAUCUUGGUUUUCAUUCC
This is a messenger RNA of Rhododendron vialii, 3811 nucleotides long. RefSeq names its product kinesin-like protein KIN-12F. NCBI's taxonomy places the organism in Eukaryota, Viridiplantae, Streptophyta, Magnoliopsida, Ericales, Ericaceae. Gene Ontology annotation, molecular function: ATP binding; microtubule motor activity; microtubule binding. The record is from RefSeq and is a predicted model, not a curated record. The transcript has 16 exons. Gene Ontology annotation, biological process: microtubule-based movement. Bases 20 to 3517 code for a protein of 1165 amino acids.